This is a messenger RNA of Mercenaria mercenaria, 2474 nucleotides long. RefSeq lists its product as uncharacterized. The record is from RefSeq and is a predicted model, not a curated record. NCBI's taxonomy places the organism in Eukaryota, Metazoa, Mollusca, Bivalvia, Venerida, Veneridae. The coding region runs from base 1689 to 2114 and encodes 141 amino acids. The transcript has 2 exons.
UAUACCACGUCAUCGUACUACGUCACAUUCUUUUCAUCCUUGAGCUGCAUUGAGGAAGGUGCGUAGAAAUUCAGACAAUUUAAAAUUGAACUUUUUCCUUGUGAUAAUGCAUAUUCUUAAACUAUACUUCAAAAUAAAAUUCAUGAAUACUUUGCCUUCUAUAAUACCGCUAUUUCAUGGAUCGUUGGCACUUGAGAUUAAAGAUAUUUUACGAUUUAAAAAGCGAAUGAGUCGGAACUGGGGAACAUAGGCCUACAUGGCGGAUGGGCCCACGUGAAUUUUUUAUCGCAAUGAUAUUCAUUGGAUAGUUUUUUUUGUUAGUAGAUCUACUAUUUAAAUUUUAAAUUUAAAAGUAAAUAAAUAAAUUAUUAGUAGAUCUACUAUUUAAAAUUUUAAAUUAAAAAAUCAAGCAAUAUCUAGUCUAAUUUCUAACGGAAUCGACAGUGCUUUUAGUCUCCGGCACUGUCACAGGUUUAUGAAAUGAUGAUGAAUUGUUGCUGUUGUUGAUGAUGCUGAUGGUGAUGUGAAGGAGGACGUUUGUGUAAUCAUAUUAUUUGACGUUGUUCUGCAUGUGGAUUAUGUCAACGAGGAUUAUGAUGAUGAUGAUGAUGAUGAUGAUGAUGGUCGUUAUCACAUUUUUCAGAGUUGCUGAUGAUGAUAAUGGUUAAUUCCAAUAAAAGUAAUAUGAAUUGUUAUUAAUUGUGAUGAUGAUUUGAAGGAAGAUGUUGUUAUAAUCUAUUGAUAUGUUAUUAUUGCUGCUGCUGAACUUGAUGAUGAUGAUGAUAAUGUUGAUCGAUAUUACAUAGAUCUAUUAGAACAAAUUUGUUAAAGAGUUGAUGUUGAUGAUGAUAAGGGUUAAUAUGAAGGAGGACGUUUUUUGUAAUCAUAUUAUUUGACGUUGUUCUGCAAUAGGAUUAUGUCAACGAGGUUGAUGAUGAUGAUGAUGAUGAUGGUCGUUAUCACAUAUUUCAGAGUUGUUGAUGAUGAUAAUGGUUAAUUCCAAUAAAAGUAAUACGAAUUGUUAUUAAUUGUGAUGAUGAUUUGAAGGAAGAUGUUGUUAUAAUCGUAUUGAUAUGUUAUUGCUGCUGCUGAACUUGAUGAUGAUGAUGAUGAUAAUGUUGAUCGAUAUUACAUAGAUCUAUUAAAACAAAUUUGUUUAAGAGUUGAUGUCGAUGAUGAUAAGGGUUAAUUCUAGUCACAGAAAUCUUAAACCUUUUAGUGAAAAGUAGCCAGCUCAUCGGAAGUCAAGGUGGUAAUGGGUUUCAGAUUCUACUAAUACGGUAUACAAACGCCAAUGGAAGUAAGAGGCACCCAAUAUGAUCGUACGGCUGAUGACUGGCUUAUGUUGUUUUGUUUUGUUUUAAAGAUGAUGUUGAUGAUAAUGUUGUUUUUGAGGAUUAUGAUGAGAGGCUUAUUUGUUUAAAUUAGUUAACUUUUGCAAUACUGUACUGCAAAUUAAACUGUAAUAUGAUCGGAAUAUUGACGACUGGCUUAUGGAAUUUUAAGAGAUGAUGUUGAACGAUGAUGAUGGUGAUGAUGAUGAUUUGUUUAUGUUGAUGGACUUACUUGUAACAAUUGCUCGUUUAUUGCAAUAAAUCUACUUCAAUUUAUAUUCAUAAAAUCAUGAUAUUUGUAGAAACUUAAUAAUUUUUUUUUAAUCUUUUUACGUCAUUUUGGCGUUAGAUAAAAUGAAACGUCGUGAAAGACUGGAGAAGCGGGCCGGAGAGUUGGGUUUAACGGACAAAAGAAAGAGGCGGGACGAGCCUCCACUGGUGAUUCCCCAUCAAGAUAAUGAGGUGGAGAAUCAGAGGCAGGACGAGGCUCCUCCAUUGGUGAUUCCCCAACAAGAUCCUCCAUUGGUGAUUCCCCAACAAGAUAACGAAGUGCAGCAACUCGUGCAAAAUGAUGUGGGUGGUGACUGUCUGCAAAAAGGAACUGACGACUGUAGCCCAGAGUGCAUCCAUAAAAACCAGGAAAGGACUACAGGAUCGAGGUACGGCUCCAGCAGGACGGUGGAAAUCCAAAACCUCAGCAUUAAGCGGAAUCCCGGCAUGACCCCGUUUAUGUUAGCGGCCAGCGAACUUCGGACGUAUAACUUUACCUCUUGCAUGUGAUAUAAGCCUCUGUUUCCCAGGGCCAAAUUUACAAUAACUAACAUGAUUCAAAUCCUCUAUGGUCCGAACGAUUGGAACUAAUUGUUGCUGUUGUUGUUUAAACAAUGCCAAUGUGGGGCGUUAUUGUGACUUUAAUGAACUCAUAGUUGCCGGGAUACCCUAAAUGGUCGUUUGUAAUGACUGAGUAUCUCGAAUUGUUGUUGAAAAUUUAAAAUUGUGAAAAGUGAAAUAUUGUGCUCGUUGAGUGAAACUUGGGACGUUGACAGUGCGGAAAAAUUGAUAAAUAUUGACAUUUUUUUAAAAACUAUGGAGCCGCGCCCAGAAAUUGCCAUUCUUAAAGUUCAGUAAUAAAAUUGUGUA